Messenger RNA from Puccinia graminis f. sp. tritici CRL 75-36-700-3, 1587 nucleotides. RefSeq lists its product as uncharacterized. The coding region runs from base 1 to 1587 and encodes 528 amino acids. The record is from RefSeq and is a predicted model, not a curated record. The transcript has a single exon. NCBI's taxonomy places the organism in Eukaryota, Fungi, Basidiomycota, Pucciniomycetes, Pucciniales, Pucciniaceae.
AUGCCAAUGAUGAGAUACCAAGCACACUGCUUCCUAUUCGUUUAUGCAGCAAUUAUUGCAGCAUCCGGCGCGCUCGAUGAUAUGUUCAAUGGUCAUCAUUUUCAGUCAUUAGGAUUUGGCGAGCAACACACUGCCCUGGACGACCUCCAGCAUUCGAUUUCCACUCUCCCUCCCGAUCAGCUGAAUCAGCCGGAUGACCCUUCGAGAUACUCGUCCAGCUCAAACAGCCAACCGAGCUUCUUCGACGCCUCCGACGAUUUCCUGCAAACGGAAUUCCUACCGCAUGACCCUUUCGAGACAGCCUGGCCCCCAUCACCGGGGUCUAUUGACCAACAUCAGGCUUGGAGGACCGAAUUUGGUCACAGUGAACCCUCGACUCACUCUCCUCAACCUAUUGAUCACUUAAAUGAGGAACCCAGCUUCUUGUUCUCCUCGAUACCCCCGCCAAAAGUCAAACCUAUCUCAUCCGAGUCAGUCGCAGGGACAAACAUAUCCUCAAGAAAAGAAACUCUUGACUCAAGCCAACUAUCUAUGAAAGCUAGCAAGCAAUUCAAGAAAACAAGCCAACAGUCCCAGAUCACAGUAAGCCAGCGAUCUACCAAGUCAAGUCUGAAAUUCACGAAAUCAAAGCAACCAACGCCCGGAACAAGAAAAACAUACUUACCUAGCGACGCUAUCGAGACUGCCAGAAUCAAAAUUGAUAGAGUUAUGAAAAGAAGAAAGCUGAAUGAUUCAGAAGAUGAGAGAAAUAUCCCGCUUUUGGUUAGUCAAAUUUACCAAGCGGUAGGUGUGCAGACUGAAAAAGACGGCUUGCCAAGAUUCGAAUUUGAUCAGGAUGCAUUCUGUGAUGCCCAAAAAGACGAAAGACUAGAGACGCAUGUUUUGGCUCCAAUUUUCCAGUCCCAGUAUACGUUCGAAAGCACGAGGAUAGAAGUAGCUGAAAUGCAUUUCCAACAAUUUCUGUUGCGGGUAUAUACUUCUUGUAAAUCCCGCAUGAGGGGGCGAAGCUCAGAUCUGGUAUGGAUUGAAAAGAUGCGCACAUUCACGAAGCAUCAAGAGCUGUUGGAGAAGUAUUGGUAUCGGAUCAACCUCAAGUUUUGCACCGAACCCGACCAAAUAGUGUUGAACAAAUUCCGCGAGAUGUUUCCGUUGUACUUAUUCUAUGUUGAAAUGAUCAACACUGUCGUACCAAGACCUGCUGGCGAAGAAUUGAGUUACGAAGCCGAGUUAAUACAAGCCUCUGCAAUAUACAUCAACUACGUACGCAAAAUUGACGAAUUUUUAAUGGACUUCAGUCAGAGAUGGCUGCGGUCUAAGGCGGGGAUGGAGGAGGAAAAGGCGGAAGCGCGUUACUUGAGAGAGCUGAAAAGAAGGGAUGAGAAUGCUACCGCAAUGAAGAACCAUCUUUGGGCCUUUUUGGAAGUUUGGAUGGAGAAACAAAGGCCAUCAUUAUUUUACGAAAACUGCACUCACACAGGACUUUUCUUGUACACUGGCAGAGCUUUCUUUAAUGAUAUCUUUAUCUACUCUGCGGAAAAUUUUGUCCAGUUCAUUCAGAAAAAUAGUGUUGAAAGACAUGUUGGAUAG